GUCCUCUCAGCCAUAAAACUAGGGAAGCCAUUUGGCCAUUUUGCCCACUUUCAUAUCAUAGCUUGCUGUUUCUAUUUAGAGCUCCCGGCCAGUUUUGUUUUGUUUUUUAUUUUGCUAUAGUUUUGACACAUUUGUGUUAACUAGGGGGGUUUUUCUCAAUGUGCUAUCUGGGCCAGUUUUAGUGCUUAGUGGGUUAAAAGCAGGAGGCUUUUGUAAUCAUGAUUUAAAGGGUGUGAUUUAGAGAGAAAGAGAAGGCCUUUAGGUGAUGGGUUUUAGCUUGUUGGUAAAGUAGUGAGCAUGCAAAAUAAAGAGAACUGGUGAAACAAAUAUCUGGGUUCUUUAGCUAUUUCUUUUUUCUCAGAGAAGAUUGGAGCUGCUCUGUUUAGUUGCCUACUUGCCUUGAAGUUGUUUGACAAUAUGCUUGGGUGAAAAAAGCUGGAGUCUUUAAAGGUGAUAUUAGUGGUUUUCUGAUGAGAUUUGGAGACAAAGAUGAAAUCUUUGAGUAGUGUAGGACUUGGUUUGAGUGUGGUUUUUGGUUGCUUAUUCUUGGCUCUAAUUGCUGAGCUUUACUACUUGCUGUGGUGGAAGAAGAGGCUGACCAACAGAGAGAUAGAAGAUGACUACAGCAGCCCAUCAAAGGAGGUGUUCUACAUGUUCUGCUGGAGAAGGACUUCUAAGUCUUUGAGCCACAUGGCUCAAAGCCCCCAACAGCUUUGUUCUUCAUUCAGAAUCACAGACACACUUGUCCAUGAACCAAAUGCUCAGCUUCAGCUUCAUAUGCACACAGCAAGCAACAAUGAUUUGCUGCUCAAACCCUUUGAAGAAGAUGAACUGGAUGCAGAGCUUAUGAGGCUGCAAACCGCUUCUGGGCCACCAAGACACCUCUUCACAAUUGUAGAGGAAACAAAGGAGGACUUGGAAUCUGAAGAUGCGAAGUCUAGGUGUGGCGACAAGAGCCAAAAGGGGUCACGAAGUAAGAGUUUGAGUGAUUUGCUUAUCACAGUGGAGACACCAUAUUUGACUCCUUUGGGCUCUCCAACUCUUUUCACACCUCCUCUCACUCCUGUUGACUCUCAUAACCAACAUGGAUUCAAUUUCAGUUCCCCUCUCUUUGAAUCAAAGAGUGAUGCAGAGUUCAACAGGAUAAGGUCAUCACCUCCUCCAAAGUUCAAGUUCUUGCAGGAAGCAGAGGAGAAACUUAGAGUGAAAUUAAAGGAACAAGCUGAGGAGGGUCUUCAGAAGAAAGAUGGACCUGUUGAAGAGAAAGAGAGUAAAGCUAGUAAAGCUUCAAUGUCAAAGUUCCUUAAAGAUGAGGAUCAAGAUGGGUCUUAUAUCACCAUAAUUGUUGACAAGAACAAAGAAAGGGAGCUCAAUCACCAUCUUCAUCAUCUACAACAACACCAUUCAAGCACUUCACAGGUACUCCCACUAGUUUCUUCACCUUCAGCAUUCAGAUCAUCAAUCAACAAGAAGCCCACUUUACAUUAGAGCUCCAUGAAGUAUUGUGAUCCCUCUCUUUUUCUUUUUUCUUCUUAAUUAAUUAAAUUUUUGGUUUUAUCCUUGGGUUUUUAGUGGUGUUUAGGGGGGUCUUCGGGAUUAGGUUAAUAUGAAAAUGCCUUGUGCACUGUAUCUUAAUUUGAGUUUUAAUGGGGGACAACAAUUUGUGUAAGAUGGUGGUGAAGAUGGGGUGGGGACCUAUGGAGGACUGUGGAGUUCUUUGUUUUUAUUCAGUCUCCAUGUCUCCUGAGUUGUCUAAUUCCUGUAACCUUCUUGUGACUGAAUGCUACUAUUGAUC
Molecule: messenger RNA, 1795 nt
Organism: Rosa chinensis
Lineage: Eukaryota; Viridiplantae; Streptophyta; Magnoliopsida; Rosales; Rosaceae
Exons: 1
Coding region: 490-1488 (332 amino acids)
Source: RefSeq, a predicted model, not a curated record